Pisolithus orientalis is the source of this 1551-nucleotide messenger RNA. RefSeq names its product adenylate cyclase associated N terminal-domain-containing protein. Gene Ontology annotation, cellular component: cytoplasm. The coding region runs from base 1 to 1551 and encodes 516 amino acids. Lineage: Eukaryota; Fungi; Basidiomycota; Agaricomycetes; Boletales; Pisolithaceae. The record is from RefSeq and is a predicted model, not a curated record. Gene Ontology annotation, molecular function: actin binding; adenylate cyclase binding. The transcript has 9 exons. Gene Ontology annotation, biological process: cytoskeleton organization; regulation of adenylate cyclase activity.
AUGUCGAAUACAAACCAAGGGUUGUACACCUUGGCUACCAUAAUCAAGCGAUUGGAGGCGGUCGCGUCACGAUUCGAGGACCUUGAGGAGACUACACGGAGCAGAACUUCCAAACGACAGAGCACUAGCACCGUAACUGAUGUCUCAGAAGCUCAAGCCGUCCAUUCGCCACGUCUAGAACCACUGGUCCCUCCUGCGGUCGUGAUCCAGCCGCUUUCGCCGCCGAGUGUGACAGCAUUCGAUACGAUCGUCAUCGAUGGCAAGCUCAGGGCCUUCGUGGAGUUGACGAAGGCCUUUGCCCCUCAAUUCUUGAUUGAUCAGGUCACACUAUUUGUCGAUGAGCUGAAUCUGCUGCGCAACCUUCUGCUUACUGCCGCAGCAUGCAAGAAGCCUGAUCAUAAGGCCUUUGUGAAGCUGUUGGAGCCGCUGCAAACUGCCAUCGAAUCAAUUUCACGUGCCAAGGUUACUCAUGGAAAGGAGACAGCAUGGGUCAACCACCUUUCAGCUGUUGCCGAGAGCGCCCCAUGCGUAGGUUGGGUCACUGUGGAACCGAAACCUGCAACAUACGUCAAUGAUGUCAAAGACUCUAGCAGAUUUUUCACAGAUAGAGUGCUGAAGGAGUAUAAGGGGAAGGACCCUAAGCAUACAGAUUGGGUUCGAGCCCUCAUGGCCGUCGUAGAUGAGAUGAAACGCUACGUUCUGGAGAAUCAUCCUGUUGGCCUUGCCUGGAAUGCUUCUGGCGUCCCUGUUUCCGAGUACAAGGCUCCCUCGCCAACACCUGUGGUAUCUGGCGCAGCGGCACCUCCGCCUCCGCCUCCACCCCCUCCUCCGCCCCCGCCUGUCGAAGUUGCUGCUGUGCCUCCGGCUGUUGGUGGCACAGCUGCCGUGAUGGCUGAAUUGAAUCGCGGAGCGGAAGUGACCAAGGGAUUGAGGAAAGUGGAUAAGAGUGAAAUGACCCACAAGAAUCCAGCGCUUCGCGCUAGCAGCGUGGUCCCGGCCUCAGCAGCCGCAUCAUCUGGCAAGAAGCCUGUGAAGCCUGCUAAACCACAUGCUUUGAUGGGCAAGAAGCCUGCCAAGUUUGCGUUGGAGAGCAACAAGUGGCUGAUCGAAUAUCAAGAGAAUGAACCCGCAUUGGAGGUCUCCGGUGCGGAGAUCAACCAAAUUGUCAAUAUAUUUGGUUGCAAGAACACCACUGUUGUCAUUAAGGGGAAAGUGAACGCAGUAACAAUGCUUAACUGCACCAAGACGUCAGUCCUGGUGGACUCGGUAAUUUCAUCCGUUGAAAUCACCAAGUCGGCUUCGUUUGCGUUGCAGAUCACUGGGACUGCGCCGACGAUCCAGGUGGAUUCGACGGAUUCGGGACAGAUAUACCUCUCGAAAGCGUGUCUUGGAGUGGAAAUUACCACAGCCAAAUGCAGUGCUAUCAACGUAAGCGUACCCGUUGAAGGCGAGGAAGAUGGCAUAUUCCAAGAGCAGGCUGUGCCAGAGAUGUUGAAGACGGUUGUUCAGAAUGGCAAACUUGUGACAUCUGUCGUCGAGCAUGUUGGCUGA